Messenger RNA from Lentinula edodes (shiitake mushroom), 528 nucleotides. RefSeq lists its product as uncharacterized. The coding region runs from base 1 to 528 and encodes 175 amino acids. The transcript has 3 exons. NCBI's taxonomy places the organism in Eukaryota, Fungi, Basidiomycota, Agaricomycetes, Agaricales, Omphalotaceae. The record is from RefSeq and is a predicted model, not a curated record.
AUGACUGCUUUUCCGUCUCUCCAGGACUUGCAUGUGCUGCACUCCACUAGUGCCCCUCCUGAUACUGCUACUCGAAAGACUGUGCAGUUCAUCUACGUGCAUCCUGAUUCACCGGCGCCUCUUCACCAGCCCUUUACGUUCUCUUUUCACCCCCAAUUUGCCCAUGAUCCUGCGCCUUGGGCCAGCUCUUUCUUUCACGCUAUUCAAUCAACAGUUUAUCAUCCUACUGCGGCUCCUACUCUUGCCUGCCUCACGGUUGAUGAAGUUGGUCGGACCCAGGAAGCAAUUAUGUUGCUUAUUUUUCAAGGACCUCCUUACACUAUUCCUCAGUGUAGCAACGCCAACACUUGCAUUCAAUCUGCACAAACUUGCUAUGCUUCUGCUCAUGCAAUUGCAGUUGUUCUCAAUAGCAGUGGCGAGAUUCGCAAUGCUAAUGCUGGUGAUAAAUGGGUAACAUGGAAUUGGUUUAGAUUGAAAGCUUGUGCCCACGCUAUCACUCAUUUGCAAAAUUACGACGCUAGUGUUUAG